GGAAUGUGAACCAUAUCGCUCUCCCAUCCAUAACAUUAUGGAUUUUACUAAUCUACAUCUAAAGUAGUGCGUUGUUUACAUUUUGUUGAGUUUUCCUUACACAAUCUUCUUCCCCGUCGGGUAUUUCAACAGCGCUGUGAAAGUGCUCAGCCUUGAUAUCCUAACAUAUCUGGGCGUGGGCGAAAAAAAAUUACGGUGCUUCUUUUCCUCCAGUGAUGGCCACAGUUACCGUCGCAUCUAACACCAUGGCCGAUGAGUUGUGGCGUGAUUGCGCGGCCUGGCUAACCCGCUGCAACAUCAUUCCCAAUGACCACCGUGCUAAUCAUCCGGAUUCGGAUAUCAAGGUUCUCGCCACCAUUCUCCGCGAUGGGGUGCUGCUGUGUAAUUUAGCCAAUCUGUUUGAUCCAUCGUCAUUCGACAGAAAAGAUUUUAAUAGGAAGCCCCAGAUGGCUCACUUUCUUUGCAUACAAAACAUAAAACUUUUCCUGGAAGCAUGUAAAACAAACUUCGGGCUGAAGGAAUCUGAUUUGUUCGAACCAACGAUGUUAUAUGACCUAACCAACUUUCAUCGGGUGCUCUUAACUCUCUCGAAAUUGUCUACAUGCAGAAAAGUGCAAACUACACACAGCAUAUCUGGUUUCGCUGCGCACUCGGUACAGACAGAAAGAACCAGUUUAGACGAUGAUAUCUACAAAGAUUUGCAUGCAAGUACAUCCAAUCCAGUAGAAUAUUGCAGUCACGAUGAGCAUGAUAUGAAAGUAGAAGAAGUCUACCAGGAUUUAUGCUCGAUACAGAAUGCUACGCGAAAUCAGUUAGCUUCAUCGACUAACAACUUGGAGCAACGUGAUUUCGUAAUCAAGGAAUUGCUCGAUACGGAGAAAAAUUAUCUGGAAGCUUUGAACGCAUUAAAAUACGUUUUUAUGCAGCCCCUCGAGAAACUACUCUCCAAAGAAGAGAUACGUGCAAUUUUCCCUUGCAUAAGGGAGCUGGUAGAAAUUCAUAACAAAUUUCUAGAUCGACUGCAUGAGGCUGUCUGCCCGGGUUCCAAGCUCAAGCUCAGCACAACGUUCCUGGAAUUCAGAGAACCAUUUUUAAUUUACGGCGAAUACUGUUCCAGUAUGACCAGCGCGGUCGAAACAUUACGAGAAGUGUGUAAAAAAUCUAACACUGUCGAGCAGACCGUUUUGCAAAGCCAAAAAGAACAUAGCGAUGGAAGAUUGCAGCUUCGAGAUAUAUUGUCUGUUCCGAUGCAACGGAUUUUAAAGUAUCAUUUAUUGUUAGAUAAACUUGUACAAGAAACAGUGCCAACACAUGACGAUUUUCGUGGAUUAGAAAGGGCCAAAGAAGCAAUGGUAGAUGUUGCACAGUAUUCCAAUGAAGUGAAGCGAGACUCGGAACAUCUUAUAGUAAUACAAAAAGUUAAGGAAAGUAUUUCAGAUCUGAACUUACCAAAUGGCAACAAUCUCGAACAGUACGGUCGAUUACUUCUCGAUGGAGAUCUUAAUAUAAAAGCACAUGAAGAUCAAAAAAUGAAACAUCGAUAUGCUUUCGUGUUCGAAAAAGUGAUGAUACUUGUGAAAAAUUCUAAUACUAAGAUUGGGGAAGCCCAGUAUUCUUUUCGAGAAGCACACAAUUUGCUCGAUUAUAGGAUAGAGAUACUAAACUCUCGUCGUACUUUGGGUCGCGAUGGACGUUUAAAAUAUUCACUGCUGUUAGCACGCAAAACCCAAGCGACUGCUUUUACACUCUAUAUGAAAACUGAAGAAGAACGUGAAAAAUGGAAAAGAGCUUUCGAAACAGCAAUGGAAACAUUAGAACCCGUGGGAUGUAAGAAUACGGAUCACAAAUUUUUAAUACACACCUUUGAUACACCCGUCAUCUGCCGCCAUUGCUCCAAGUUCCUGAAAGGAAAAAUACACCAAGGUUAUCGUUGCAAGGUAUGCGAAAUAAUAGUACACCGAGGUUGCAUUUCAUCAACUGGUCGAUGCAAACAAUUGCAACAAACACCGCCCCCGGUAUGUGAUCGUUUGCUUUCGGAAUUCAAUUGGUUCGUGGGUACCAUGAAUCGGGAUUCAGCUACACAGCGGCUAGAAAACAAAAAGAUUGGAACCUAUCUGCUACGCGUCCGUCCGCAAGGUGCCUCCCAUGAAAGUGAAACCAUAUAUGCGCUUAGUCUGAAAACUGACAAGAAAAUAAUUAAACACAUGAAAAUUUAUCAGAAGAAAGAACCCCAAAACGUGUUUUAUUAUCUAUCGACAAGGAGAUAUUUCAAAACCAUAAUCGAGCUGGUUUCAUUUUACGAACGAAAUGACUUGGGAGAAAACUUUGCUGGCUUAAAUCAACUCCUGCAAUGGCCUUUCAAAGAAGAGAUAGUAAUUGCUGUUUAUGAUUUUGCCCCCAAUGAGCUGAACCAGUUACCAAUGCGACAAGGUUGCCAGGUAAUUGUAAUCGGCAAAGAAGGAGACAGCAAAGGUUGGUGGCGCGGCAAAACUUUGGAAAAGGUUGGAUUUUUCCCCAAAGAAUAUGUACGGCCAGCCGUAAUCGGUGAGGUAUAGAGGAUCUAUUAAAAAGCAAACAUUGUCGUAAACGUAUUCCACUUUUGCUUUACAUCGAAUAUAAUGAAAUGGAAACCUCCUCCAUGUUCACUGUAUGGUAGGAGAAAUGUUGAAUAAUUGAAUUACAUUCAAGAAGUUGUUUUAAGCUAUAUCAGUAUGUUAAUAGAAAAAAAUAACAACUUUCGACGUAAUUGUAGAAAAUGCAACAAUAACAAAAACAUAUACAACAGGCUGCUGCGGAUAAUGCCAUUACAAUGAAAGGUUAACAAGGAAGUUCUAUUCCUCGUACGGUUGUCAGUUCAUCAGGCAGGAUUUUAAUUUUAAAUGGGUGAUUUUAAACAUAUUUUAAAUAUGACGCAGAACCGAUAACACUGGAAAGGAGACACACAAUGUGCUUUCACAAAUGAGUAGAGUUGAAAAUGUAAAACAUUGCAUAAAAUAUAAUAAUGUGUGUAUGUGUAUAUGUGCUUUUACUGUUUGAUGUGCAUAAAAAAAACAAAACAGAAAAGUUUCAUGAAAGCAAAAACUGCAAAAAGAAAUAUAACUUACUAAAUCCGACUUUCAAGUUGGAUGUCCAAAUUUUGGUCGAAUGUUAUACGCAAAAGAAACGUAUAUAUUAAACCGUAAAAUAGUUGUUACUAAUGGAUAUCGUUUAUCAGUGAGCGCAAACACGCUGAUUGUUUUUUAAAAUAAAUUUUGUCUAGGUGGAAUGAUUGUUCAUGUACCCAGAAUAUACACGUUGUAUUACA
Messenger RNA from Anopheles moucheti, 3304 nucleotides. RefSeq names its product protein vav (gene Vav). Bases 216 to 2555 code for a protein of 779 amino acids. Gene Ontology annotation, cellular component: cytoplasm. The record is from RefSeq and is a predicted model, not a curated record. Lineage: Eukaryota; Metazoa; Arthropoda; Insecta; Diptera; Culicidae. Gene Ontology annotation, molecular function: protein binding; guanyl-nucleotide exchange factor activity. The transcript has 13 exons. Gene Ontology annotation, biological process: cell migration; regulation of GTPase activity.